AUGCAGAGACUAAUGACCCGCAAAGAUUUUUACCCUGUGUACAGGAUCACAUCUAUUAGCAUCACCAACAGAAUUCAUCAUGCGUACAGGAUCAAUGGUGCCAAGAUCCUCAUUGGGAAUUCCCAAGAAAACGACGGCUACGACAACCCAGUGUGUGCUGUUAUUCAGUCCAUUCCAAGUGGAGCCACCAGCACCUUCGACUGUGGAGGGAUGGUAGGUCGGUUUGUCUACGUCUAUCUCAUUGGCCAGGUCCCAUUGACGAUGUGUGAGGUCGAAGUGUUCGGACAGCUUGCUGCUCCUUGGCCCUCCUACAGCGCGGUGGUGAAGGGCAGAGAUAUAGUCGUGGUGGAGAAGAAGCUAUGUUGGUCGGAUGCCCUGUUCUAUUGCAGGGAUUUCUACUGGGACCUGCUCAGCAUCCACAGUGAAGAGGAGCAGAGGGAGGUGGAGGAGGUGCUGAGAAGCAUUUCCUUCCCCCUCAACAAACAUGUUUGGUUGGGACUGCGCAGGUACGUGAUGGGCAGUAAAUGGUUUUGGAUGACUGGAACUUCCAUGGACUACAGCAACCUGGUGACAAAGUCCAUCUGGCAAAAUACCAGUCCCUGUGGUGGCAUUGGCACCAGCGACCACUUCCACUGGACGGAUCUUCCAUGUGGAGAUCACAUUCAGUUCAUCUGUUUGACAGAAUAUCAGACUGAUGACAAAAGGGUGAUGUUCUUCAGCAGCAAAAGACCAUAAAAACAGCAAUCACCAUGAAGAGAAGACAAUGCAGCUUUCAAAACAAGAGCACAGUGUGUUAACACCACAGAAUUGAUUGAUUGAUUGUCUUUAUUUCGAACAUGCAAGCAAU
Molecule: messenger RNA, 847 nt
Organism: Centropristis striata (black sea bass)
Lineage: Eukaryota; Metazoa; Chordata; Actinopteri; Perciformes; Serranidae
Product: snaclec 1-like
Exons: 6
Coding region: 1-735 (244 amino acids)
Source: RefSeq, a predicted model, not a curated record